AUGAAACGAGGACUUAUAGAGAAUGAAAAUAUAUAUCAUUUGACUAUGCAAGAAGCUGCUCGAUUUAAGAUGCCUUCUGCAUUACAACAAUUAUUUGCGACCAUACUGAGUGGUGUUCCCAUUGGUUAUCUUCAAAUUAAUGCGGUUCUUCUCCAGAUCAAAUAUUAUCUAGAACAACAUAAUAAAUCUUUGGAUAUAUAUGAUCUUCCUCCUCUCAUCUUGCUUGAUGAUAAUCACUUGAAUAAACUGCCAAGGUUAUUAUUAGAAGAGCUAAGUAUUCCUAAUAUGCGGGUUGAAAACAGUCCUGAAGCCAAUAACUUCAGAAACUUCUUAUUACGAAUUAGAAAUGGAACUGAACAAACAUUUGAUAAUAAUGAUAUAAUCCGUAUUCCUGAUCACAUGGUUAUUGACUGGGAUAAUGAAGAUUCCUUACAAGUUCUCAUUCAAAAAAUAUAUCUGUUUCUUCAUAACAAUUCCUCAAACAUCUCUUACUUUACCGACAGAGCUAUCCUUACUACCAAAAACGAAUAUGUUGAUUAUGUUAAUAAUUUCCUUAAUUCUUUAACCACAUCUGAUAUUCCCCCUCAUGAAUUACGUUUAAAAGUUAACGCGCCAGUUAUAUGUCUUCGUAAUAUAGAACCGAUCAAUGGUUUGUGUAAUGGUACCAGGUUGUUAUGUCAUGCGUUCCAUCCUAACGUUAUUGAAGCUGAAAUAGUUACAGGUAGUCAUUGA
Molecule: messenger RNA, 732 nt
Organism: Scutellospora calospora
Lineage: Eukaryota; Fungi; Glomeromycota; Glomeromycetes; Diversisporales; Gigasporaceae
Source: the annotation of a GenBank genome assembly